GUCGGUCAGUACGAGAGCCACACCGCUUUCACUCUUCCUGGUCUCUACCGUGUCGUACAUGGUAUCGAUGUGUUCGAUCCUAAAUUCAACAUUGUGUCCCCCGGUGCUGAUAUGGAGAUAUACUUCCCUUACACCGAGGAGAAGAGGAGAUUGAAGCAUUUCCAUCCUGAGAUCGAAGACCUUCUUUACAGCAAAGUCGAGAAUGAAGAACACUUAUGUGUGCUCAAUGACCGCAACAAGCCAAUUCUGUUUACUAUGGCAAGGCUGGAUCGUGUCAAGAAUUUAACCGGACUUGUCGAGUGGUAUGGCAAGAACGCAAAGUUGCGUGACUUGGUGAACCUUGUAGUUGUAGGUGGAGACAGGCGAAAGGAAUCGAAAGAUUUGGAAGAGAAAGCCGAAAUGAAGAAGAUGCUCGAGCUGAUUGAAAAGUACAACUUGAAUGGCCAAUUCAGAUGGAUAUCAUCCCAAAUGAACAGAAUCCGCAACGGAGAACUUUACCGAUACAUCUGCGACACUAAAGGUGCAUUCGUACAACCCGCAUUGUACGAAGCUUUCGGAUUGACAGUCGUGGAGGCAAUGACUUGCGGUCUGCCGACGUUUGCAACUUGCAAUGGUGGACCGGCUGAGAUUAUUGUCCACGGUAAAUCCGGUUUCAACAUCGAUCCUUACCACGGUGAUCAAGCUGCUGAGAUACUCGUCGAUUUCUUCGAGAAGUGUAAGGUGGAUCCAUCUCACUGGGACAAGAUCUCACAAGGAGGAUUGCAACGUAUUGAGGAGAAAUAUACAUGGAAGAUCUACUCCGAGAGACUGUUGACCCUCACCGGAGUGUACGGAUUCUGGAAGCAUGUCUCCAACCUCGAACGCCGUGAGAGCCGCCGUUAUCUUGAGAUGUUCUAUGCUCUCAAGUACCGCAAACUGGCUGAAUCAGUUCCUUUGGCAGAGGAGUGAAUUGAGGGUGAUGAACAGCAAUGUGCCGCUUCUUUUCUGGAGAAUAAUAAUUGUUGUUUUCGCUUUGAAUUGGAUAAGGGAAAAGAAAAGCCUCUUUGUAUUUCAUUUUGUGAUUCUUCUUUUUCUUUGCCGGCAUUGUUUGAACAUGGCGUUUUGCGCCGCUCAAUUCAAGCAAAAGGUUGUCCUUUUCAUU
Messenger RNA from Hibiscus syriacus, 1141 nucleotides. Its product is annotated as sucrose synthase-like. Bases 112 to 948 code for a protein of 278 amino acids. Gene Ontology annotation, biological process: sucrose metabolic process. The transcript has 4 exons. NCBI's taxonomy places the organism in Eukaryota, Viridiplantae, Streptophyta, Magnoliopsida, Malvales, Malvaceae. The record is from RefSeq and is a predicted model, not a curated record. Gene Ontology annotation, molecular function: sucrose synthase activity.